Molecule: messenger RNA, 1008 nt
Organism: Hydatigera taeniaeformis
Lineage: Eukaryota; Metazoa; Platyhelminthes; Cestoda; Cyclophyllidea; Taeniidae
Source: the annotation of a GenBank genome assembly
AUGGAGAAGUCUCUUAGGGAUUUGAAACUGACAAGUGAUGAAUUGACGAAGUUAGAAAAGGCUUUUAAAGACCCAGAGUUCUGUAAAUUAUUCGCUGAGUAUGCUGAAGAGCUCAACGAUCCUGAAAAUAAGCGCAGGUUUGUAGCUGGUUUUGUGCACUUACAAACAGCACGUUUUGGUUUAUAUGAGGAGGAAAUCAAGUUGGCAGAAAUGGAGCGUGGUGUGGACGUUGAAUUUAUCAAACCAAUCCCAUUCUGCGUUCUAAAGUCACGAAAUUGGCCCAGUCUCAGGUCAGGCCUGGCGGGUGCGAAUCAAUUUCACAAAGAGGCCUUAGGCAUGGUGGAGGGACAGAAGGUGUUUAUCAACAUCUGCUCCUCCGAGAAGCUAGGAAUGCCCGAGAUAAUUCCUGGUGGAGAUGGGAGGUCACCUUCUUGGAGCAUCCCACACUCUUUCUCUCCUCCAGUGGAAGAUCUAGACAAGGAGAACAAAUUGUGUUUGGUGAAACAGGCCAAGACGGUUUGGUCGACGUCGCACUCAGGAGAAAAGGCCAUUCUCGCAUCGGUGCAUCUCCUCAAGGGUCUGACUCACAAAGGCACCCUUCGAGCCACUGUUAUUCGCCGGAAGCGUGCCGACUUCAAGCAAUGUCAAGAGCGACUGGCUGAGGCAGAAAAAGCGGCUUUUGCUGAGGCGCGCAAUGGUCCCAAUCCUAAGGAGACUUUGGCUGCACUCUCCAAGUACAAGCGAUACUUGGAUGAGAAUAUGGGAACUAUCGAAAAGAUGGCUAAAGAUGAAGAGGCGGCGUUGCCAUCAAAGUACAAGAAACCAGAGGUCAUGAUCACUCACAGUUCCGAAUUCGAUAUGUUGGAUUACACCAACGACUGCUGUCAUAGCAUUCGAUCCACACGGCCAACUGCUAUCAAAGUGGAAAUAACCUUACCGGGUAUUGAAUCUGCAGCCUGCUUGGACCUCGAUAUCACGGAGAAGAAACUACACCUGCAAGUAGGUUAA